Messenger RNA from Mercenaria mercenaria, 1664 nucleotides. RefSeq lists its product as uncharacterized. Bases 355 to 1599 code for a protein of 414 amino acids. The transcript is spliced from 2 exons. Lineage: Eukaryota; Metazoa; Mollusca; Bivalvia; Venerida; Veneridae. The record is from RefSeq and is a predicted model, not a curated record. Gene Ontology annotation, molecular function: glycosyltransferase activity.
UUAUUUCGUUAAAUGUGCAGUUAAACUGUCAACAUGUAAUGUUGUAAUCUCUGAAAAAUAUGUCGAGAAUAAAAGGAUUCAUCUGCAAGAUGAAAUGAUGCAACAAUUACAGUAUAUCCCAGGAGUUAACGUGCAGUUGAUUGGAUCAUGGCUGUGAAAGAGAAUUAUGAAGGAGAUCACAUCUAAAAAGGGGAGUAGUAUUAGCAGGUUAUCAGUGAGAAUAGAAUAAAAGUACUUAAACGUUGCUUAAAAAGUAUUUGAAACUUUGGUAAAAAGCUUGAAGGAGAAUAUUCAAGGGAACUAAAGCUGAAAAGAAUAGCAUGUCAUACGAAGCUUGGCUUGGACCUGUAGAUAAUGAGGGUAAAGAGACGUUGUGGCUGUAGUCGCCAGAAGUUUCUCAUCUUUUUAGUUGUGUUUGCAAUCAGUUUUGUUACUGUAGUUAACAUUUAUCAUGAAGAGAUUUACAAACUUCAGAAGGAGUACAAGCGAAAUAUGGACGCUGAAAUGGAUGUUGAUUCGUGGAUUAGACAAAAAUACUCACACUGCGAUGGUCACUUCACUGCAUAUGGUCAGCAGUUUGCAGAAUUACAUGAUGUCAUUAUCCUUCCGAAUGACAAAAGCUUUUACAUUCCAUGUAAAGAUAUUGAAAGCUUGAAAUACACUUUUGACUUUGGUAAAGAAGGAACACAUUUGAAUAACUGGAUGGAAAAGAUACAACCUUUAAAAAAAGAGGAAAUGCCAAGUAUGGAAACAAGCGUGAAGAAAAAAAUUAUGGUAGCAGUACAGAGGUACGAGUACGCAAAUUUAUACCAUACCAUGACAGACUGGUAUAAUGUUUUUCUUGUGACACAGCUGUUACAUAUUGAUGUUGAUAACAUUGAAGUCUUGCUGUUUGACAAUAGUACAAAAGGGCACAUGGAUGAUACAUGGAACACACUUUUCGGUGAAGCUUUUAAAGUGCCUUUAUUAAAGAAACCAGUCAUUGUUGAAAGGCUUGUUUGGAACAUUUUAGGAUAUGAGAGUCCGGUGAAUUAUCAUGGAUUACAAAAUUUGCCAUAUGUUGAGUCAUUCCAUAAUUUUUUUCUCAGGAAGCACGGUAUAACAGAUUUAAAAAACCUGCAUUGUGAUAGUUUGUCAAUAUUUUUUCUUUGGAGGCGAGACUAUAUUGCUCACCCUAAUAAUCCAGGUGGUGAGAUAUCGCGGAAGAUAAUUAACGAAGACAAGCUGAUAGAAAGUGUGAAGAAACAAUUUCCGAAAGCAAAGGUUUUUGGUGAUAAUCUGGAUCAUUUAACAUUCCAAGAACAAGUAAAGAUAAUCGCUAAUACAGAUGUUUUAAUCUCUAUGCAUGGGGCCGGUCUUAGUCAUAUUUUUUCACUGCCAUCACAUGCUUCUGUUUUAGAAUUGUUCCCAUUGUACUGGAUGAAAUAUCCAGUAAUGAAUCAUUUUGAGGCCAUGGCCAGGUGGCGGGGCCUUAAAUAUUCCUCAUGGCAGAAUCUGAACCCAUCGAACGAAGUGGCACAUUGGUAUACCUAUGUGCCCCCUUCUGUUCUUGUGCAGCACAUUCUAGACCUUUAUGAACAAAUGUGUGCUGACAGAUGAUAAUGUUAUUGUUGGCAUUUUCUUUAUAUAGCAGUGCAAUUAUAGUGUUCAGUCAUAUUCUAGUA